AUGGCGCACGAUGCACUGUCACUUGAGGGGAAGACCGUUGGUUACGGGUCUGGUAGAGAAACUGGAAUCGGUGCCGCCAUUGCCAGAGCUUGGGCUAGGAACGGUGCGUCUGUAGCGAUUCAUUAUGUGUCGGAAGACUCCAAGGCACGGGCUGAGAAGGUAGCGAUUAACAUCAGUACAGAGUUUGGUACCAAAGCCACUGUUAUACAAGGAGGGGUGGAGAAUGACGAUACUGCAGAGAGCAUGGUUAAGCAAAUUUUGGAGCCAUUUGAUGUUGACCAUAUCGGUAUUCUCGUUCACAAUGCGGAAGCUGCACGCAACACGCCUCUUUUGGAGGUGAAGGCGGAACAGCUCGAAUACGAAUAUGCGGUCAACGUCUUGGGGGUGAUUUACAUGAUACAGGCUGUUGUCGGCGUCGGUCGAAUGCCGCAAGGCGGCCGGAUCAUCAACAUCGGCUCUAUCUCCUCGAAAAUAUUAGUCCCACCGCCUCUUGGCAAGACAUCUGGAAUCACCGUUAAUACCAUCGCACCUGGCCCAGUCCCAACAGAUUUGUCGACACCACUCCUCGUGGCGUCUGACGGGUCUGCAACCGCGCUCCAGAUUUCUAUGUCUGAACAGAAACGGGCAGCGAAUCGCCUUGGGACAGUUGAGGAUAUAGCCGAUGCUACGCUCCUGCUAGUAUCGGAAAAGAGCCGGUGGAUAACUGCCCAGUUUAUCUCAGUUAGCGGAGGAAUUACUGGGACCAUGUAA
Messenger RNA from Ilyonectria robusta, 750 nucleotides. RefSeq names its product putative short-chain dehydrogenase. Gene Ontology annotation, molecular function: oxidoreductase activity, acting on the CH-OH group of donors, NAD or NADP as acceptor. The record is from RefSeq and is a predicted model, not a curated record. The transcript has 3 exons. NCBI's taxonomy places the organism in Eukaryota, Fungi, Ascomycota, Sordariomycetes, Hypocreales, Nectriaceae. The coding region runs from base 1 to 750 and encodes 249 amino acids.